Castor canadensis (American beaver) is the source of this 1218-nucleotide messenger RNA. It is a transcript of the gene Proz, whose product is annotated as protein Z, vitamin K dependent plasma glycoprotein. Gene Ontology annotation, molecular function: calcium ion binding; serine-type endopeptidase activity. Gene Ontology annotation, biological process: proteolysis; blood coagulation. The record is from RefSeq and is a predicted model, not a curated record. NCBI's taxonomy places the organism in Eukaryota, Metazoa, Chordata, Mammalia, Rodentia, Castoridae. Gene Ontology annotation, cellular component: extracellular region.
AUGGCCGGCUGUGUCCCCCUGCUCUGGAGCCUCAUCUUCAUCCUUGUCCUCCACCAGGCGGAGGUGUCAGUGUUUCUUUCAGCCUCUAGAGCAAACUCGGCUCUGGGGAGAUGGAAGCGCGCUGGCUCCUACCUCCUGGAAGAGAUCUUUCAGGGGAACUUGGAGAGGGAAUGCUAUGAAGAAAUCUGCAUUUAUGAAGAAGCAAGAGAAGUGUUUGAAAAUGGUGCGCUCACAGAUGGAUUCUGGAGACAGUAUGGAGGUGGCUCUCCAUGCAUCUCCCAGCCCUGCCUCAACAAUGGGACAUGCCAGGACCACAUUCGCACCUACACCUGCACCUGCUCCCCUGGCUACGAGGGCAGGAACUGCGCGAUGGCUACAAAUGAAUGUCACCCAGAGAGGACAGAUGGGUGCCAGCACUUCUGCCACCCAGGGCAGGCCUCCUAUAUGUGCAGCUGUGCGAAGGGUUACAAGCUGGGUCCAGACCACAAGUCGUGCAUUCCAAACGAGAGGUGUGCAUGUGGUGCCCUGACAUCUGGAGACAUCACAACCCCAGAGGGAAGCCCGUGGAAUCCCCCCAGCUUCCUGUGGCAGGUCAAGUUAACAAAUUCCAAAGGGAAAGACUUCUGUGGUGGUGUUCUAAUACAGGAAGAUUUUGUAUUGACAACAGCAAGAUGUUCACUAAGACACAGAAAUAUUAGUGUGAAAGUAGGGUCUGACAGGAGCGAGGACGCAGUGAGCAUCAGGAUCAAGAGCACUCAUGUGCACAUGCGGUACGAGGAGGAGUCAGGGCAGAAUGACAUCUCGCUGCUGGAGCUGGAGAGGCCAGUGCAGUGUCCCAGCGUGGGGCUCCCCAUCUGCAUCCCCGAGAGGGACUUCGCUGAGCGUGUCCUCAUUCCAGGGACAAAGGGCCUCCUCAGUGGCUGGACGCUCAAUGACACAGACCUGGGUGCCAUGCCAACAAGGCUGCCAGUCACAACUGUGGAUGGGGAGGAAUGUGGACAGGCCCUGAAUGUGACCGUCACGACAAGGAUGUGCUGUGAGAGGGGCAGGACAGGGGCAGGGCAGUGGGUCGAAGGAAGUGUGGUCACCAGAGAACACAAGGGCACCUGGUUCCUCACAGGGAUUCUGGGGUUACCAUCAAGAGAAGAACAAGGAAAUAUGUUCCUUCUCACCACAGUCCCAAGAUACUCACUCUGGUUUAAACAGAUAAUGAAGUAA